This is a messenger RNA of Pelagomonas calceolata, 3887 nucleotides long. The record is from the annotation of a GenBank genome assembly. NCBI's taxonomy places the organism in Eukaryota, Pelagophyceae, Pelagomonadales, Pelagomonadaceae.
CUUAGCUCUUCUUAGCUCCGCCGCACGGUAUUGCUACGAAUCGAGGGCCUGGCCUGACUCUAUCGAACCAUGCUCUCCAGGAUGAGACCGGCGCGCGCGCUCGCCACGCGCGCGGCGGCGGCGGCGGAAGAGUUCGCGACCGGCACGUCGUCGGCGUACGCGGACGCCCAGUACCUCGCCUGGCAGCGGGACCCGGCCUCGGUGCACUCGUCGUGGGCCUCCUACUUCGCGUCGGGCGCGUUCGCGCUCCCGCCGCAGCUCGGCGGCGCGCCCGCCGCCGGCGCGGCGGCGGCCGCGCAGGUGCCGGCGGGCGACGCGGAGUCGACGCUGCAGGGCCUCACGGGCGCGGACACGGCGCGCGCGAUGCAUCUCAUCGCCGCGUACCAGCGGCGCGGCCACGAGCGCGCGGACCUGGACCCGCUGCGCCUCGCCGGCGACCGGCCGCGGCUCCGCGACCUGGACCCGGCGACGUACGGCUUCGAGCCGGGCGACGCCGACCGGGCGCUCCGGCUCGCCUCCGCGCCCGGGUCGGCGGUCGCCGGCUGUGUGGAAAUCAACCAGUGCGUCGGGUGCACCCCGACGCGGCGAUUCAGGACGAACGCGCCGCAAAUUUGAUUUCCACACAGGUCGCCGGCCUCCUCGGCAACGCGGACGUGAACGACGACGGCCUGACGACGCUCGCCGAGCUCGACGACUUCCUCCGCGACACGUACCGCGCUGUGUGGAAAUCAACCAGUGCGUCGGGUCAGCGCUGGCUCCGUCGAGCGGUGAGGAACCGACAUCGCCACGCCAUCGAGCAGGCGUCGCGUCGAUGGCGUGGCGGUCGACGCGGCGAUCCAGGACGAACGCGCCGUAAAUUUGAGUUCCACACAGGUACUGCGGCACCGUCGGCGUCGAGGCCGAGCACAUCACGAACCUCUGCAAGCAGAACUGGCUCCGGUCGCGCAUCGAGGUGCCGCGGAAACCGCUGACGCUCGACGAGCGGACGCACGUCCUCGAGCGCCUCGCCUUCGCCGAAAAGUUCGAAAACGUCCUCGCGACCAAGUUCAACACGGCCAAGCGCUUCGGCCUCGAGGGCUGCGAGUCCAUGAUCGGCGGCAUGAAGACCAUGGUCGACGCGGCCACGCUCUGCGGCGUGACGGACGUCAUCAUCGGCAUGCCGCACCGCGCGCCGCCGGCGUCGCUCGGAGGGGCGCGGGGAGGGGCGGGGGGCUUCACGCGGCGCGCGCAGGCGGGCGCCUCAACGUGCUGUGCAACGUCGUGCGGAAGCCCAUCGAGGUCAUCUUCCGCGAGUUUUUGGGGACGGCCCGCGACCAGGCCGCGGGCGGCGCGGCGUGGUCGGCGUCCGGCGACGUCAAGUACCACCUGGGCACGGCGUACGACCGGUCGUACCCCGACGGCCGCAAGGUGCGGAUCGAGCUGCUCCCGAACCCGUCGCACCUCGAGGCCGUCACUCCGCUCGUCGUCGGCAAGGCGCGCGCGCGCAUGGACGCCCAGGGCGACGCGCGCGGCGACGCCGUGCUGCCCGUGAUCGUCCACGGCGACGCCGCGUUCGCCGGGCAGGGCGUCGUCUACGAGACGAUGCAGAUGGUCGCGCUCGAGGCGUACGGGACGGGCGGGACGAUCCACGUCAUCUGCAACAACCAGGUCGGCUUCACGGCGACGCCGGAGCAGGGCCGAAGCACGAUGUACGCGUCCGACCUCGGCAAGGCGUUCGGCGCGCCCAUCUUCCACGUCAACGCCGACGACCCCGAGGCGGUCUGCCGCGUCUUCGAGACCGCCGUCGCGUGGCGCCACGAGUUCAAGACGGACGUCAUCGUCGACCUCGUCGGCUACCGCAAGUUCGGCCACAACGAGAUCGACGAGCCGACGUUCACGCAGCCGAUGAUGUACGCCAAGGUGCGGACGCAGCCGUCGGUGCUGACCAAGUACCUCGAGACGGUCGCGGCCACGGAGCCCGUCGUGCCGGCCGCCGACGUCGCGCGGAUCGUCGCGCACGUCGACGACGUCUUCGCCCGGGCGUUCGAGGCCAAGGACACGUUCACGUGGGACCGCGACGUCUGGGGCCAGAACUGGCAGAAGAUCGUCACGCCGGCGGACGUCGGCCACGGCGCCUUCGGCAAGACGGGCGCGUCCCCGGACGCGCUCGCCGCCGUCGGCGCCGCGCUGUCGACGGUCCCCGACGGCUUCAAGCUCCACCGCCGCCUCCGGGGCCGCCUCGCCGGCUUCGCGGAGGCCGUGGCGUCCGGCGAGGGCGUCGACUGGGCGCUCGGCGAGGCGCUGGCGUUCGGCACGCUGCUCCUGGACGGCAUGCCCAUCCGCUUCACGGGCCAGGACGUCCAGCGCGGCACGUUCACGCACCGGCACGCCGUCGUCCACGACCAGGACGACGGCCGCGAGUACUGCUUCGUCAACCACAUACACGCGGACCAGCCGGCGAAGCUGGCCAUCCACAACAGCUUCCUCUCGGAGUACGGCGUCCUCGGCUUCGAGCUCGGCUACUCGUACGAGUCCCCCGACGUCCUGUGCAUCUGGGAGGCGCAGUUCGGCGACUUCGUCAACGGCGCGCAGAUCGUCAUCGACCAGUUCCUCAGCUCGGGCGAGGCCAAGUGGAUGCGCCAAACGGGACUCGUCGUCCUCCUGCCGCACGGGUACCAGGGCCAGGGCCCCGAGCACUCGUCCUGCCGCAUCGAGCGCUUCCUGCAGAACAGCGACGAGGACCCGGACGUCAUCCCGCCGGACCUCGACACGAUCGAGGGCCAGACGCGGCAGGUCCAGCUCAACAACUGGCAGAUCAUCAACCCGUCGCCGCCGGCGCGCGAACCCGUCCGAGGCGCCUUCUCCGACCCCCCCCCCCGCUUGGCUCGUCUCCGUCGGAAGACGCCUCGACGCGGUGUCGCUUCACGCGCGUCGCCGCAGGUCGACGCCGGCGAACUACUUCCACGCGCUCCGUCGCCAGCAGCACCGCGACUUCCGCAAGCCGCUCAUCGUCGCGUCGACCAAGGCGCUGCUCCGCCACAAGCUCGCCGUCUCGUCGCUCGACGAGUUCGCCACCGGGUCGCGGUUCCGCCGGACGUACGGCGAGGCGUACCCCGACGAGGUCGUCGCCGACGCCGACGUGCGCCGCCUCGUCCUGUGCUCGGGAAAGAUCUACUACGAGCUCCUCGAGGCGCGCCGCCGGCUCGACGGCCCCUCGGACGUCGCGCUUGCCCCCGCGCGGAGAUCAACGUCCCGGGCGCCUUGCCUUCACUAUCUGCCCGACGCUAGCCGGAUGUGCCCGCCGAGGCGGGGACCUUUCGCGAAGCACCCUGCGCUCGAGCCGCCUGACCGGCAGAUGUCCACGCAGGCUCGUCCGCGUCGAGCAGAUUUCGCCGUUCCCGUUCGACCAAGUCGCCGCGUACGCCGCGACGUACGCCAACGCGGAGGUCGUCUGGGCCCAGGAGGAGCCCAAGAACCAGGGCGCCUGGUAUUUCGUCCGCGACCGCAUCAUGACCGCCACGCGCGUCCUCAACCGCCGCGAGGUCCGCCCGGGCUACUGCGGCCGCGAGACCAUGGCGUCCACCGCCGAGGGCUACGGCGCCGUCCACGACGCGCAGCAGAAGCACAUCAUCGACGUCGCCCUCUCCGACGAGCUCUCGGCCCUGCCGUUUGGCGCACUCGCCGCGGAGGAUGACCGCGAGGCGGCCGCCUGAGCCUCGCCGGUUGUUCUCCCUCCCGCCGCUAGGUACCGGGCUAGAUCUAACGCAAGCUGGCCAACGAACCGAUAAGGCCAGACGACAAGUCGAGGCUGAACCCCGGAUGCCAGUGACCGGUCCGAGUCGCAAUCCAGCUGCCGAAAGUAAGCCUCGGGGAACUCGGAGGAAUAAGAGUAAGGCUUUGCCUGGCAC